UGAUUACGUACAACGCAUGCAGUUGAACAAGAAGUAGAUGAAGUGUAGUUAGCUUUUAUCAUGGGCUUAAGCUUAAAUUAAGACCACAACCAAAAUUUGAAGUUCAUAACACAUAACGUUAUCAAUUAUUCAUAUUUAUAUUGAUUAUGUAUAAUAAUUACCAUACUAUAUAGUUAUGGAAGAAAAUCAAAUGAUUCCAUUAUUAUCUGGUUUUCCAAACACUAUCCCAAAUCCAAAUCCAAAUCCAAAUCCAUUUCCAUCAACGUCCUCAACAGUACUUCUUGAAGAUCAAUCUCAACUUUCUUCAGAAGUAGUAUUAAAUUGGUUUGGCCUUCUCUGUGGCUCUACCAAUAUUGAUAAUAAUUAUAAUAAUCAUCAGAAGCCAUUAUCAUCACCAAAUUACAAUGAUCAAUCUGUCAAGGGCAAUGGAAGUGAAGGAGAAAAAAUAAAUAAUAAAGCAAAAAUUGGUAGGAAAAAGAAAGCUGCUCCUCAAAGGGUUGCAUUUCAAACCAGGAGUGAUGAUGAUGUUCUUGACGAUGGGUACAGGUGGCGCAAAUAUGGCCAAAAAACUGUCAAGAACAACUCUCAUCCAAGGAGCUACUACCGUUGUUCGCAUCACACGUGUAAUGUGAAGAAGCAGAUCCAACGGCUCUCAAAGGAUUCGCGUACCGUGGUGACAACAUACGACGGCAUCCAUAACCAUCCCUGCCACAAAUUGUUGGAGACUUUAGGCCCACUUCUCAACCAGCUCCAAUUCCUUUCCACCAUAUAAUAUAUAUAUACAUAUUGAUAUAUAUGAACCAAAUUAUAAAGUAUAUCGAAGUACUUCAUCAUGUAUACACAUGCAAUUUUUAUACAUAAGAAACAUAAAAGAGACUAACGUCUCGGCUGUAAUAAAAAUUUGUUGUCUCCAAUCUUUA
This is a messenger RNA of Humulus lupulus (European hop), 920 nucleotides long. RefSeq names its product probable WRKY transcription factor 43. Gene Ontology annotation, biological process: regulation of DNA-templated transcription. NCBI's taxonomy places the organism in Eukaryota, Viridiplantae, Streptophyta, Magnoliopsida, Rosales, Cannabaceae. The transcript has 2 exons. The coding region runs from base 176 to 772 and encodes 198 amino acids. Gene Ontology annotation, molecular function: sequence-specific DNA binding; DNA-binding transcription factor activity. The record is from RefSeq and is a predicted model, not a curated record.